Penicillium salamii is the source of this 588-nucleotide messenger RNA. The record is from the annotation of a GenBank genome assembly. Lineage: Eukaryota; Fungi; Ascomycota; Eurotiomycetes; Eurotiales; Aspergillaceae.
AUGACGUUCCGCGAGAAGGUCAAGCGGGUGUUCCGCUCAUCCAAAUCUGACACCUCCAAGCCCAAAAUUGAAUAUUACCGCCGCCACGAGUGUCCCCCUUCAAAAUUCAAGGGCCCCUUCGAUCGUGACCACCAGAAACGCCUCGCUGCCUGGUCCUUUGAGGGUGCCACCGUGGAGAAGGAUCGUACAUUUGAAUUAUCCUUGUCGCCGUGCGCCACUUACGAUGUCCCUGGUUCCCCCUCUGACUCGGUUUCACCCGAAUCUAUACAUUCAGUCGAUCCAGUUGAUUCGGUCGAUCCAGUUGAUCCAGUCUCCGAGGAAUCCGAACCUGAAUCAUCUCCUCGUGCCGACGACUCUGGCUCCCAGUCUUCCACCGUCCUCAAUCCCUCCAGCUACAGUGGCUCGAUGAGAACCCUGCUCAACGAGAACUCGAUCUACGAGGUUCCAGGGGAUAUUAAAGACCCCAAAGCCUACCUGAAAGAGACUGUGCGCUACACCUCCCCGUGUAUCCUCUCCGCCCGGAAACAAGUCCCUUUCAACCCGGAGGAUCUCACCCGCGCCUUGAUUGCCGUCCAGGUCUGCGCUUGA